Molecule: messenger RNA, 3054 nt
Organism: Salpingoeca rosetta
Lineage: Eukaryota; Choanoflagellata; Craspedida; Salpingoecidae
Exons: 27
Coding region: 1-3054 (1017 amino acids)
Biological process (GO): actin filament organization; vesicle transport along actin filament
Cellular component (GO): cytoplasm; vesicle; myosin complex
Molecular function (GO): actin filament binding; microfilament motor activity; ATP binding
Source: RefSeq, a predicted model, not a curated record
AUGGCGUUGUACAAGCACGGCCAGGAUGGCAGUGUGGGGGAUGCCAUCCUCUUGGAGCCCAUCAAUGAGGACGCCUUCAUUGAGAACUUGGAGAAGCGGUUCAAAAAGUCAAAGAUCUACACGUACAUUGGCGAAGUCGUCGUCUCUGUCAACCCAUACAAGUCGUUGAACAUCUACGGCGACAAUGUCAUCAAGGAGUACCGCAGUCGCGAGAUGUACGAGCGUGAGCCGCAUGUGUUUGCGCUGGCCGACGCCGCCUACCGUACCAUGAAGCGCCGGCGCCAAGAUACCUGCAUCGUCAUCUCCGGCGAGAGCGGUGCUGGCAAGACGGAGGCGAGCAAGAUCAUCAUGCGCUACAUCGCCGCCGUCACAAACCCCUCAAAGCAGAGCGAAGUCGAGCGUGUCAAGGACUUGCUGCUGCAAUCGAAUGCGGUGCUGGAGGCGUUUGGCAACGCGCGCACGAAUCGCAACGACAACUCGUCUCGCUUCGGAAAGUACAUGGACAUCAACUUUGACUUCAAGGGCGACCCGAUUGGCGGCCACAUUGAGAACUACCUCCUCGAAAAGGCGCGCGUCGUCGCACAGCAGGAGGGCGAGCGCAACUUCCACGUGUUCUACCAGCUCCUCGCCGGCGCCGACGACGCCCACCUCAGGACCCUCGGCCUCCAGCGGGAUGCGCGCCAGUUUGCGUACGCGUGCGGCGGUGACGUGACAACGGUCAAGCGCAUCAACGACAAGGCAGACUUCAAGGCAGCCGUGCAGGCGAUGAAGCGCAUUGGCUUCAGCGACGACACGCGCUCGACCAUCUGGCACAUUGUUGCUGCCAUCUUGCACCUUGGCAACGUGACGUUUGCAGACAACGGCGACACGUGCAAGCCCGUCAAUGAGCAGAUUGUCAACCGCGUGGCGCUGCUGCUCGACACGUCGCCAGGCACCGUCGUGGAGGCGCUCACAAACAGGGUGGUUGCUGCGCGCGGUGAGGUUGUGGUGAAGCCGCUCACGAAAACAGAGGCCACACACGCACGCGAUGCACUCGCAAAGGCGAUGUACGAUCGCACAUUCACACACAUCGUCAAGACAAUCAACGACGCCAUCGAGGUGCGAACUGGCAACGGCGCGCGACAAACCGUCAUCGGCGUGCUCGACAUUUACGGCUUUGAAAUCUUCGACAACAACAGCUUUGAGCAGCUGUGCAUCAAUUACUGCAACGAGAAACUGCAGCAGCUCUUCAUCGAACUCGUUCUCAAGCGCGAACAGGAGGAGUACCGGAAGGAAGGAAUCACGUGGACGGACGUCAAGUUCUUCAACAAUCGCGUCAUCUGUGAUCUGAUUGAGGACGGGCGGCGCGGCAUCCUCUCCAUCCUCGACGAGCAGUGUCUCAUGGUUGGGCGGCGCACGGACAGGACGUUCCUUGAGGCGAUGGACCAGCAGCUGGCCAAGCACGACCACUACAGCAGCCGACAGACGAACAACAAGGACAAGGACCUGGAGCGCAACGAAGACUUCCGCCUCAAGCACUUUGCUGGCGACGUCAUCUACAAAGUGGACGGCUUCCUGGAGAAGAACAAGGACACGCUCUUCCAAGACCUCAAGCGCCUCAUGUACUCCUCGCACAACCCCGUCAUCAAGGAGCUGUUCCCUGACGGCGCCCGCGACAUUCGCGCCGUCACCAAGCGGCCCGUCACAGCCGGCAAAGCAUUCAAGACGUCGAUGGGGGCGCUGGUUGAGCAGUUGGCACAGAAGGAGCCGUUCUACGUGCGCUGCAUCAAACCAAACGAGACAAAGUCGUCAUCGUCGUUCAACACCGAACGCGUCAGGCACCAGGUGCGGUAUCUCGGCCUGAUGGAGAACGUGCGCGUGCGGCGCGCCGGAUACGCCAACCGCCAGACAUAUGAACACUUUCUCACCCGAUACAAGAUGCUCUGCAGCCAGACUUGGCCAAACUUCACCGCGGGCACGACGAAGCAGGGCGUAAAGUUGAUUCUGGAGGCAUUUGACCUCCGCCUGGCGCCCAACGACAACCACGACGUUGCGCUCGGCAACACUAAGCUGUUUAUCCGACAGCCCAGCACGCUCGCCCUUCUCGAGUCUGCACGCGAGAAGAAAAUUCCAGACCUUGUUACCUUCGUCCAGGCACGCUGGCGCGCGUGGAUUGCUCGCAAGUACGUGCGCCGCCUCCGCGCUGCCGUUGUAAUCAAGCGCGCAUUCAAGAAAUUCAAGAUGCGGUUCUUCUUUGUGAAGGUGCUGCGUCUGUUUGCGAAUGUGUCGAGCGACCCCAACCUCGGUCGCGACUACACCUGGCCAACGCCGCCCGCCGUUCUCCAUGACUUUAUCACCCGUCUCAAGUUCAUGCACCAGCGCUGGCGUGCCCGCAAGAUCAUCUCCAGGUUGGAUGCGAAGACGGUUGAGCGGCUGCGGCUGAAGGUGCUGGGCAUGAUCAUCUUCCAUGCGCGUGUACCGUAUUGGGCACACGACCUCAACUGGAAGGGCGACUACCUUGCGGAUCCCAACAGGAACCGGGCGCUGGACGCGUACAUGCAGUCGCUGGCAACGCUGCGACAGCAGGGCAUGUGCCAGCAUCUCGUGUUCUCCAGCCCCGUACAGAAGCUCAGCCACCGCGGCAAGACGCAGCUGCGUGCGCUGGUGCUAGCGCGUGACGGGUUGUACAAACUCGACCCUGUCAAAGGCUUUCGAAUGGGCACAAAGCCUGUGCCACUGACACAGAUUGACGCGGUGACUGUCACGUCCAACCUGGAUGCCGUGUGUGUCAUUCACUUGCGCGGCGACAAUGACCUAGUGGUCUACUUUCCCUCGGGUCACCGCGUUCCGGAAUUUGUCACGCGUCUCGUGCGCACGUGCUACUUGGUGCACCACUACAUCCAGGUGCAUGUGAAGGACACGCUGUACUUUGUGCACGACACGCACCGCCCAAUUGCCAUUUACGGCACCAUCGAGCCAGACCCCGUGCCCCAAUUCAUCAAGACCGCAGAUGGGUACUCUGUCACCAUUCCCAAGCUGGGCGAGCACAGCAGUUCCUCCGCACUGGACGUGUAG